AUAUAUACAGGGGUCGGAUGGGAAAUAUUCUGCAUAUGCCCAAAUUAAUAUUUAAAUUAGGUUGAGUUGCGACGGCGGUUUCCAUUGGCUGCUGAAAGGAUGCAUGGUGCUUUCAAACUCCCAUCAUCCUAUGCGCCUGUAUGCUGCUUCCUUUAGCAUCCAUAUUGCACAUUUCUCACUACGAAAAAGAAAAAGCUAUAUUUUGUCAACAUUUUGAUAACAUAUCUGAAUAGAAAUUGAGAGUCUUUGUACAUAUAUAUAUUCUUAAUUACACGCCAUCGUCUUUUAGGGACGAACUAGCAAGAAAACUACGACCAUAGCGUAUUUUUGUGUCUGAAUAUUUUUGUACCAAACCAAACUUAUUUCUUUAAAUUUUAGAUUUGUAUAUAUUUGUAGAUUAUAUAAUUGUUGUACAUAAAAAGAGACAUAAAGUAGCCAGUUUAGUUUUUGUAUCAAUACAGAUUAUAGUCUUGAACUUUUAGUGUUACGGUUUCAGUGUUUUAUAUUGCCUGCAGUUAAAUUUUUGUAGUAUUAAAUUUUUUUAACAUAUUUGGUCAAUAUAAUUUGUGUCAUACUUAUAUUAUAGAUAUGUUUAACAUUAAUCUUGAUAAAGGUUUGAGAAGCGUUUUAAUUGCAGGGGAUUCCAACCUGAAGCAGCUUAAACCCAUGUUUGAUUACCCAGUUAGAACACUGUGCAUACCUGGUGCCAGAGUACAGAAUGACCGGAAAGAAUUCUAUUCCCAACUGAUGAGUGCAAUGAAGACGGAAAACCCAGACGAGAUUGUUCUGCAUCUAGGUUCGAAUGAUGUUUUCGGUGAUGUUGAAUCAACUUUGAGAUCUUAUAGAUUCCUGAUGGAGAAUUUACUGCUGGAAUUUAAAUCGUUGCAAAUAGGUAUUUGUGGCAUACUUCCCCGUGCAGUAAACCACUAUGAAAGUACUUAUUGGAACAUGUCAGCAUUGCCAAGACUGCAGAGAGAUGUUGAGAAGUUGAACUCUGGUAUACAGUCUUUAACUGGUGGUUACAGUAGAUGUUUUUUUAUUGAUUAUGCCAAGCUCUUUCAACCUGCUGUUCAUCUUGGAAGGGACGUACUUCAUGUUAAUAGAAAUGGUGCUUUUAUUUUGAAGAUGACUUUAGAGAACUAUUUAGCAGAGAGACAAAAGUGUGUGACAUAUAUGAAUGCAACCUUAUUGUCUCCUGUACAGAUACCUGAUGUAGAAUCUUUAUCACCCAAGAUGACCUAUGCAGAAGUGGUGAGACUAUCAGUACCUUCAUCUGAUACAAGGAACAGACCUUUUGACAAGGAUGUUGACCAUCAGAAUUCCUCUAGAACCCCUUCUAACAGGAAGAGAUUGUGUUUAGCUGGGGCAAGAAGAACAAUUAAAAGAAGAUCUCAGAGAAAACCAAGAGGAACUUAUAAAACAGGAUACAGUAUAAAGAGGAAUGAGAUAGUCCUAGAUGUUACUGAUGAUGUUGCUGUUAUCUUGUCAUCCUCAGUCAUUUGUACUUUUUAUCAGACUGACACAAGAAAGCAACCUGUAGAAUCUGUACAAUUCAAGCAAUCAAAGAAAACAGCAGUGACUAAGAAAGAAAAAAAAAGCACAUAUAAUUGUCCUGUUUGUCCAGUAACAUGCUCCAGAGAAGAUUUUCUGAUAGACCAUGUUAUUUGCCGUCAUGCUAAAAAAGGUCAAACUCACUCAGUCAAAGAAAUUUCUCUUAAGGUACCAAAAAUAGAAGAACCUGUGGAGGAGCUGAGGAGUUCCUUUGAUGAGAAUGACAAAGACAUACAUGACAUAGAAUAUGUUAGUGUAAACAUAGGGAAAGAAGAAGUACAAGAUUAAAUAACACAGCAAAUGAGAAUACUGAAACAUUUCCUGAAAAACAGGCUGAACAAUAUAUCAGGUUGAAGAAAGACAAAGAUGGUUUUGUUGUAAGAUA
Mytilus trossulus (common blue mussel) is the source of this 1936-nucleotide messenger RNA. RefSeq lists its product as uncharacterized. The record is from RefSeq and is a predicted model, not a curated record. The coding region runs from base 589 to 1839 and encodes 416 amino acids. The transcript has 11 exons. Lineage: Eukaryota; Metazoa; Mollusca; Bivalvia; Mytilida; Mytilidae.